AUGAUGCAUCCCACCCUCUCCCUCACCUACGCUCUAACACUAGCAACAAGCACCUUCGCCCUAUCACCCCACCUAUCCACCCGCCAACAGCCCUUCAAAACAACACCCAUAACCGACUUCUCUGAACCAUGGGCCUUCGCCUUCCUCCCCGACACCCGCAUCCUCGUCACAGAGCGAAAAGGCAACCUCCUCCUCGUCGACCCAACCACCAAGUCCAAAGGCAGCAUCACCGGCGUCCCCGCCGUCGCGUAUGCCGGUCAAGGCGGCCUCCACGACAUCGCCUUACACCCCAACUACUCCAACAACAGUAUCGUGUAUAUCAGCUACGCCGAAAAUGGUUCUGGGGGCGCAGGCUGCGCGGUCGCGCGCACCAAGCUGAGUCUGAGUGGUAGCGGUGGAGCGCUAUCCGGUCUUGAAGUCAUCUGGCGGCACUCCCAGCGCGCCACAGGCGGCCUCCAGUUUGCGUGUCGUCUGAAAUUUAGUCCUGAAGACGGCGGGUUGUACAUAUCCUCUGGCGAGAUAAACCAAAUGCAUCCAGCCCAGUCCAUGACGUCCAACCUAGGGAAGAUAAUUCGGCUCUACGACAACGGGACUGCUUUUGCUGGAAACCCUUUCGCGUCUCAAGGCGCCAUCCAAUCCCAGAUCUACACGCUCGGCCACCGCAAUCCGCUCGGCAUAGACUUUGACGCUGCGGGCCGGCUGUGGGAAGUCGAAAUGGGCCCGUUUGGAGGCGACGAACUCAAUCUCGUUCAACCGGUGCGCAAGGGCUUGUGA
Molecule: messenger RNA, 774 nt
Organism: Alternaria incomplexa
Lineage: Eukaryota; Fungi; Ascomycota; Dothideomycetes; Pleosporales; Pleosporaceae
Exons: 2
Coding region: 1-774 (257 amino acids)
Source: RefSeq, a predicted model, not a curated record